This is a messenger RNA of Enterobius vermicularis (human pinworm), 861 nucleotides long. The record is from the annotation of a GenBank genome assembly. Lineage: Eukaryota; Metazoa; Nematoda; Chromadorea; Rhabditida; Oxyuridae.
AUGGAUGAUAUUACUUCGUGGUUAGCCAGGUUUGACUUUUUUGUUAGUAUUUCACUGAUAGACGAGGAUCAUAAGGAAUUCUACUUAUUAAAUUCCCUGUCUUCCGUUGUUUAUCGAGCGUUGGCGGCAUUUGUGAAGCCUCAGGAGAUAACAUCAUUGUUGUAUAAAAAUUUGAAGUUAAGAGUAACAGAGAUGUAUGGGACUAAAACGCUUCUUUUUUCUGAAAGAUACCAUUUUUUUCAUCUUAAACAGGAGGCAAAAAGUUAUCUGGAAUUUGCUACGUUGAUUAGAGAGAAAGCAGCGUUUUGUGAAUUAGGUGAUUUUUACGUGCCUGCUCUUGCCUUGGUAUUCACUGUGGGUAUUAAUGACCCACAGCUACGUGAGAAAUUUCUUGAGAUAGAAAAUUGCACGUUGGAGCAAGCGUUGGCCAUAGCGCAAAAAAAGGAGCAGAUCACUACGGAGGCAACUCGUAUCAAAGCCUCGGGUUUUAUUCAAUCUACACAAAUCACCACUGCACAAUCAUCGAACAAUACAACUUCCUUGCCGCAAAUAGCAACCGUGGCACAAUAUGGACCUUGUUUGACUUGUGGCGGCAGUCAUAAAAGGCAAAACUGCAAAUUUAGGGAGGCUGAGUGUUAUAAUUGUCAUCGGAAGGGUCAUAUUGCAAAAGUCUGUAGAGCAAGAAGUGCUACAGCAAGAGGACAGAAGUUCAAAUCGAAUAAUAAUAGUCCACAUACUGCAGCAAGUCCUCAAAAUAAGUCAAACCCAGCAUGUGGUGCGUCAAGGCAGAAAACAAGUAAAAAACAAGUAAAUCAAGUUUUGGAAAAUCCUAAGACAGGCCUAUUUUUUGUUACUUUAUAA